CUUCCCCCCCAUCAUCACAACUUUUCUCCCAGCGACCUGACAACCAUAUCAGGAUUUUUCUUCCAACCCGCGCAACUCCUACCCUCCUUUUUACUUUUGCGCGACACAAUCCAGAAGAUCCAUCUCGACAGAGACCUUUCUUCCCUUGACGCCUUUCUCGGACAGACCGCCGACCAAACAUUGCCUUUCCCCCCUCCUCCUGACGGUCGGCAAGAAAAUACCACUCAACAAUCACAUCAACCCAAGCAACCGCAAAGAUGGCUGAUCGAUACAUCCCCGAACAUCGCCGCACCAACUUCAAGGCGAAGAGCACCUUCAAGCCUGAGGAGCUUCGUCGUCGCAGAGAGGAGCAGCAGGUUGAGAUUCGCAAGGCGAAGAGAGAGGAGAACUUGGCCAAGCGUCGUGGCAUCGGCUCUGGCGAGAACAGACCCGGCGCUUCCCUCGGAGCCGCUCCUGACAGCGAUGACGAUACCGCUCCUACUGAAUCUCAGCUUAAUGAGGAUCUCCCCCAGAUGGUUCAGGGCGUCUUCUCAGAGCAGAUUGACCUACAGAUCCAAGCGACCACCAAAUUCCGAAAGCUGUUGUCCAAGGAGCGCAACCCUCCUAUCGAAGAGGUCAUCAAGACCGGCGUUGUCAGCCGCUUUGUAGAGUUCCUCCGAUCGCCUCAUACACUCGUCCAAUUCGAGGCCGCCUGGGCGUUGACCAACAUCGCUUCCGGUUCCGCCACGCAGACUCAGGUUGUCAUCGAGGCUGGUGCAGUCCCCAUCUUCGUCGAGCUCUUGGCUAGCCCUGAGCCCGAUGUGCGUGAACAGGCUGUUUGGGCCCUGGGCAACAUCGCCGGUGACAGCCCUCACUGCCGCGACUACGUCCUCAGCUGCGGUGCCCUGAAGCCUCUCUUGGCCCUUCUCGGAGACAGCCGUAAGCUUAGUAUGCUCCGCAACGCCACCUGGACCCUCAGCAACUUCUGCAGAGGCAAGACCCCUCAGCCCGACUGGAACACUAUCGCCCCCGCUCUUCCUGUGCUUUCUAAGCUUGUCUACUCCCUUGACGACGAGGUUCUGAUCGACGCCUGCUGGGCCAUCUCAUACUUGUCUGACGGAUCCAACGACAAGAUCCAGGCCGUCAUCGAGGCUGGUAUCCCCCGCCGCCUCGUCGAGCUCCUCAUGCAUGCCUCCACCUCCGUUCAGACGCCCGCUCUCCGCUCCGUUGGUAACAUUGUCACUGGCGACGAUGUUCAGACGCAGGUGAUCAUCAACUGUGGUUCUCUGCCUUGCCUCCUCUCGCUUCUCAGCUCCAACAAGGACGGCAUUCGCAAGGAGGCUUGCUGGACCAUUAGCAACAUCACCGCUGGAAACUCCGCCCAGAUCCAGUCGGUCAUUGACGCCAACAUCAUCCCCCCUCUCAUCCACCUCCUGUCGAAUGGCGACCUGAAGACACGCAAGGAGGCCUGCUGGGCCAUUAGCAACGCGACAUCAGGAGGCCUGCAAAAGCCGGAACAGAUCCGCUACCUGGUCGCUCAGGGCUGCAUCAAGCCUUUGUGCGAUCUGUUGGCCUGCCCCGACAACAAGAUCAUCCAGGUUGCUCUGGAUGGUUUGGAAAACAUUCUCAAGGUCGGCGACCUGGACAAGCAGGCCGCAGGCGAGGGACCCGACUCUGUCAACCGUUACGCUUUGUUUAUCGAGGAGUGCGGUGGCAUGGAGAAGAUUCACGAUUGCCAGACCAACGCCAACGAGGAGAUCUACAUGAAGGCGUACAACAUUAUCGAGAAGUACUUCUCUGAUGAGGAGGAGAACGCGGACGAGGGUAUGGCCCAGGGCACCGGUCCCAACGGUACCUUUGGAUUCGGCACCAACGCCGCUCCCCAGCAGGGUGGCUUCAGCUUCGCCAAUGGCGGCGAUUCAAUGGACAUGUAAAGUACCAAAUUGCCAGCGACCUUCGAAAAUUCCGUUUGCUGGUUCAGCAACUUGCCAACAUUGGAUCAAUAUCCCGUCAACCCCAUAUUCCCCAAUCCACAGCACCCACCGUCACCCAUGCCCUUUUUGUCAGCGACGCAUUAUGCAUCUUGCUAGGCUGACAGUUUUACAACACCCCCAACACAUACACACAACACGUGCAAUCGGCGUUCUCUAAUAUGGCUUGAUGGAAACGAUUGAAAGACAUUCCCGGUGAGGAGAAGACAGGUCCUUUGGUAGCUUCAAAGCUCCAGCCUAGGAGAGGAAGAGAAAAGGCGGUGGACACGGGCCAAGGAACGAAUGACGAGGCUCAGUUGGCACGGGUGACAGGUCUGCCGCCUCGCCGCUUCAGAGCUGUAGGUCGGGAUCUGGCUCGUCAUGAAAGCCAAAUCUGGCCACUCAGGCGGACUUGUGCACCGUGGGAGAGACUGGCCACAUUGGCGCAACAUCUCGCCGCAGAAACUGCACCUGUAGGAGACGAGCUGAUUGAUGCUAGUGCAUCUCAACUCGGGAGACAGGCCUGAGAGCCACAUGGAUAGCUCCCCAGAACCAAGUGGUAACUGGCUCACAGCGUUCAUAGUCAACUUUCUGCAAUAGCGGGCAGUAGUGGAAAUCAACGUCAAAUUCAUGAACA
Colletotrichum scovillei is the source of this 2586-nucleotide messenger RNA. RefSeq lists its product as uncharacterized. Gene Ontology annotation, molecular function: nuclear import signal receptor activity; protein binding. Lineage: Eukaryota; Fungi; Ascomycota; Sordariomycetes; Glomerellales; Glomerellaceae. The coding region runs from base 258 to 1913 and encodes 551 amino acids. Gene Ontology annotation, cellular component: nucleus; nucleoplasm; cytoplasm. The transcript is spliced from 3 exons. The record is from RefSeq and is a predicted model, not a curated record. Gene Ontology annotation, biological process: NLS-bearing protein import into nucleus.